Messenger RNA from Botrytis byssoidea, 351 nucleotides. RefSeq lists its product as uncharacterized. The coding region runs from base 1 to 351 and encodes 116 amino acids. Gene Ontology annotation, biological process: regulation of mitotic cell cycle. Gene Ontology annotation, cellular component: SCF ubiquitin ligase complex; cyclin-dependent protein kinase holoenzyme complex. Gene Ontology annotation, molecular function: cyclin-dependent protein serine/threonine kinase activator activity; histone binding; protein kinase binding. The transcript has 4 exons. The record is from RefSeq and is a predicted model, not a curated record. Lineage: Eukaryota; Fungi; Ascomycota; Leotiomycetes; Helotiales; Sclerotiniaceae.
AUGGCCGAAAUAGACUAUACCAGAAGAAACAAGUACGCGAGACCACUUUCCGAGGCCGAGAAGGAGCGUUUAGAUGAAUUUAUUGAUGCAAUUCAUUAUUCCGCAAGAUACUCCGACGAUCAAUACGAGUACCGACAUGUUCAACUACCAAAAGCUAUGCUGAAAGUUAUCCCAAAGGAAUACCAUGAUCCCCAAACUGGUACCUUGAAGCUAUUGUGGGAGGAAGAAUGGAGAGCAUUGGGAAUAACACAGAGUCUUGGUUGGGAACAUUAUGAGGUACAUGAGCCGGAACCACAUAUUCUGCUCUUCAAGAGAUCAAUUAAUUAUCAACCACCCACUCAACAACAGUAA